UGGUGUUUCCAGACGCUCCGAUUAUAGAGUUUUAGUCACUGGGUUGCCCUCUUCUGCUUCAUGGCAAGACCUUAAGGAUCACAUGCGUCGAGCUGGGGAUGUUUGCUUCUCCCAAGUUUUUAAGGAGGGAGGUGGCACCACCGGGAUUGUGGACUACACAAACUAUGAUGACAUGAAAUAUGCUAUAAGGAAAUUGGAUGACUCUGAGUUCCGGAAUGCUUUCUCUCGCGGAGUUAUACGUGUGAAGGAGUAUGAUUCUAGCCGCUCUAGGAGCCGUAGUCGCAGCCGGAGCAAGAGCUAUAGCCGUAGUCGCAGCAGAAGCCGAAGCAAAUCCCCAAAAGCAAAAUCUUCUCGCCGCUCAAAAUCCCGUUCGAGGUCUGCUUCUCCUCGUUCUCGUUCUGGAUCAGAACCCCGCCCAUCUGCAAGAUCUCCUUCAAGAUCCAGAUCUCCGCCACCUUCUCGCCCAAAGCGGGUUAGUAAAAGUCCCAAAAGACGCAGUCCUAGUAAGAGCAGGAGUCCGAGCAGAAGCAGGAGUCGUAGCAGGAGCAAGAGUUUAUCACGGUGAUGAAGCUGGUGCUAGUUGAUGGGUUGGUUCUGAAGUGGAGCGGGAAAGGUUGUUUUGGAGCUAAGAAGUUAGCUUAGCCAAGUAAGUUGAAUUUGGAACAUGACUUAUAUGUAAGCAUGGAUUUGGGAUUGUGGAUGUCUAUUUAUACUUCACUAGACCGAGUUGUUGUAUGUUGACUAGAGUUAAUGCCUUUUUGGUUCAAAGUUUUUCUAGUUUCUUGUGGAUUCCAGAUGGCACAUAUUUG
This is a messenger RNA of Cynara cardunculus var. scolymus (artichoke), 809 nucleotides long. Its product is annotated as serine/arginine-rich-splicing factor SR34-like. The record is from RefSeq and is a predicted model, not a curated record. The coding region runs from base 83 to 565 and encodes 160 amino acids. Lineage: Eukaryota; Viridiplantae; Streptophyta; Magnoliopsida; Asterales; Asteraceae. Gene Ontology annotation, molecular function: nucleic acid binding. The transcript has 10 exons.